GAAAAUAGUUUAAACGUCAAUGAAGUUGUAAUGUACAUCCGUCUGUUUAAAUUUACUAAUGAUUGGCGAAAUUUAUGUGUAAUUUUGAGAAUAAAGGUGGUUCUCACAUAACGCAAAAGGAAAGCCUCGAUUUCGCAAUGAAUUAAAUUAUGUAGGCAUAAUAUUGAUCAUUGAAUAAUGGAGGAGGCAAUGAAAUUAAAACUUUGUAUAACCUCAACAAUAUUGCUACUUAGUUGUGUUGGUUUAACUUAUUUUGUUCUAAAGAAAAGAAAGAAGAGAGUUGAUGCGAUUGACGCCUUUAAAUAUUUAACUAUUAGAACGGUGUCAAAUACAGAAUUGUGUGAUGAAGUAGUACUUGAACUAAAAAGGAGAUGCAGGACAUACAAAAUGGUUGGUUUUGACUGUGAGUGGGUGACUGAUCAUGGUAAGAGAAAGCCAGUGGCUCUGAUGCAACUAUCCACUCACGAUGGUUAUUGCGCUUUGUUUCGGCUAUGCCAUUUGAAGGCGGUACCAAACUCUUUGAAAGAUUUUUUAGAAGAUAAAACAAUCUACAAAGUUGGAGUGGUACCCAAAGAUGAUGCUAAGUAUCUGCUUCAUGAUUAUUCUGUUAAUCUUCAGUCAACAUUAGACAUUCGCCACAUUGUAACUGCAGCUGGUUAUGAUCCAGGAGGUUUGGCAGUACUUUCCCAAUCUCUACUGGGCAUUACUUUGGAUAAAAGUUGGAGGGUUCGUUGUAGUGAUUGGGAGGCAGAGACAUUGUCAGAAAGACAAGUGCAUUAUGCCGCAGUUGAUGCACAUGUAGCUGCCAAGAUUUUUGUUAAAAUGAUUAAUAGUCUUUCUAGGAAAAAUACCUGGAUUUUUUUUAAUAAAGAGAUAGCAAAUUUGUCAGAUAACAUAGAUAAACUAUGUGGUCACUAUUUGGAUAUUAAUUUUAAUAGCAAAAAUAACAAAAUUGAUGAUACUGCUAAUGGCAGAUGCACAAAAAUCAAUAAAAGGAGGGAAAAGCAGAAUACUGCAUCGGCUAGAACAAAGCCAUUGUACACUAACAGUUUUUUAGAAGCUCCAGAUGGUGAACUUUUAUGUACUUGUGAUUAUAAAAAAGCAAUGUGGUACAUAGAAAAAGAGCUGGCUGACUUAGUAAAGGAGUCCCCGUUCACUGUCCGUUUGAGGUUCGAGCCGGCGGCGCGGUCCGUCGGUGAGGUGGGCCAGUACUACCAAAUCGCCAAGGAAAAUUGCUGUGUCGUUUGUGGAAAUACUAACUCUUAUAUCAAGAAGAAUGUUGUGCCCAGGGAAUACAGGAGAUACUUUCCAGAGGUGAUGAAAGACCACUCGUGUCACGACGUAUUGCUGCUGUGUUUGUCGUGCCACCAGCGCAGUAAUAUGGCCGACCUCGACGUGCGGCUGCGACUGGCUGUCGAAUGCGAUGCCCCUCUCACUAAUAGAGACUUCACGAAGUUCACUGAAGACCACACCGUUAAGAAAGUGAAGUCAGCAGCCCGCGCUCUCCUUCACCAGCGGGAUAAGAUCCCUCAGGAGAGAUGCAGGCAGCUGGAGACCACAAUCCUGGACUACUUCCCGGAGUGUGAUGCCAUCACACCUGACCUGCUGAGAGAGGCGGCCGACUUGCAAGCCUAUGUCGAGAACGCAGACUACGCGGCGCACGGUCUGAAAGUGGUAGAACAUUAUAUAAGGCAAGAUGGCGGCCUACUACGUCUAGAAUCUCUAUGGCGGCAACAUUUCCUGCAAAGGAUGCGACCGCAACACAUGCCUCGUCUUUGGUCCGUCACACACAAUGAAGAAAGGUUGCGCGUUCGUUUGUUAGAUGGACGCCUAACGAACGAAGAUUUGAAGGCGAUAGGUCUCACCCACUGGAUCAAAGAGAGGGAGUCGCUCAGUCUCACUCUAACAAAAGAUAACGGAUGAUAACCGUAGACGUAUAAGAAUAGAGUAGGGGAGAUAUUGACUCUACUACAAGUGGAAGUGUCCCUCUAAUAGAAAGAGAAAGAAGAUG
Molecule: messenger RNA, 2011 nt
Organism: Chilo suppressalis (striped riceborer)
Lineage: Eukaryota; Metazoa; Arthropoda; Insecta; Lepidoptera; Crambidae
Source: the annotation of a GenBank genome assembly